AUGUCUCUGCUUACCAAGCCCCAUACUAAACAGAAAGAAUUUUCUCUACGAAAAGACAACCAGCACGCUAACGUACUUGGUGAUACAGACAAACUGAACGAUGAUAUUCGCCGAGCUGUCACGAUUGGUAUUGAUGAAUGCUUUUUAUCAUUUCCAAAACCCAAACCAGGAGAUUGGGUUUCCUUGCAUCAAGAAAAAGGUCAAACUGUACAAGAAUUUGAGCGUACAAAACGAACAGUACCACAUACAACUUACAAAACAAUCUACAUACAACCUAUUGGUCCGUUCGAUCAUCCAAGGGCACCUUCAUUGGAAACCAUUUGUGAAUUUUCAAGCAAUUAUUUUCCUGGGUGUGAAUUAGAAAUUCUACCUCAAAUUGAAUUUUCUGAUUUCUCAAAGCAUCUCAAAACCGGAAAACGUAUCAAUAAGUAUUCAAAACAACCACAAUAUCUAGCUGGUUUUAUAAUUGGUCAUUUGAAGAAAAUGAGACGGCGAGAACGAAAAAAUGAUCGAAAAGAAUUAUUUUGCGUCGGAGUCACCAUGGCUGACAUUUAUCCAGAAGCUAGUUGGAAUUUCGUUUAUGGUUUAGCAUCGAUCGACGAUGGCAUUGGAAUUUAUUCAUUUGCUCGACUCGAUCCAGUAUUUCCAGACAUAGAAACAGCUAGACCAUGUACAGAUGAAGAGCGAACAUUAAUUCUCAGACGAGCUGUAGGUGUUUUUGUUCACGAAGUUAUACAUUUGUUUGGACUCGAACAUUGUAUCUAUUAUUCAUGUUUGAUGAACGGAUCUGAAAGUGAAGAAGAAAUGGACAGACAACCGUUGUAUUUAUGUCCAGUGUGUCUAAGAAAGAUGUAUUCAGCAAUGGGGAAAGAGAAGCAACACUUCAAUGUAAUACAAAUGUACACGAAAAUGUUGGAUGGUUGUAAACGACUUAAUUUAAAAACCGAAUUAGAAUGGUAUGAAAAUAGGCUGAACAUAUUGAAUAGGACAGCAGAUAAUUGA
Molecule: messenger RNA, 1002 nt
Organism: Rotaria socialis
Lineage: Eukaryota; Metazoa; Rotifera; Eurotatoria; Philodinida; Philodinidae
Source: the annotation of a GenBank genome assembly